AUGAGUGUUUUGAAAGAAUAUGUCAAAAAACUUAAGCCAGUUGAUAGGUAUUGUUCAAUCCUUUUUGAUGAGAUAAGUCUAAGUAGCGGUAUUCAGUACACACCGGCAACAGAUGUGAUUGAUGGAUUUGUUGAUUCUGGUGCCUAUAAAAAUCAAAGCUUGGCUGAUCAUGCACUUGUUUUUACGGUUCGAGGGAUUAGAAAAAAGUUUAAGCAACCGAUAUGUUAUACGUUUUGCCAAGCAGCCACCAAACAAAAUGAGCUAGUGCGACUGUUGAAAGAGGUUAUUCGUGAAGUACACAAAACUAGGUUAAUUAUUGUUGCCAAUAUUUCUGACCAAGGACGAGCAAAUUAA
Macrosiphum euphorbiae (potato aphid) is the source of this 354-nucleotide messenger RNA. NCBI's taxonomy places the organism in Eukaryota, Metazoa, Arthropoda, Insecta, Hemiptera, Aphididae. The record is from the annotation of a GenBank genome assembly.